AGGCGGGUGCUGGCAGCCCGGGAGGAGGCGCUCGGUCCGGGGCGGGUGGGCCGGGCAUGGCGUCGAUGGCGGCGGCGAUCGCGGCCUCGCGCUCGGCGGUCAUGAGCGGGAACCGGCCGCUGGACGACCGGGAGCGGAAGCGCUUCACCUACUUCUCGUCUUUGAGCCCCAUGGCCAGGAAGAUAAUGCAGGACAAGGAGAAGAUCCGCGAGAAGUACGGGCCCGAGUGGGCGCGGCUACCGCCCGCGCAGCAGGACGAGAUCAUCGACCGCUGCCUGGUGGGGUCGCGCGCCCCGCCGCCCGCCCCCGCGGGGGACGCGGGAGACCCGGCGCGCUUCCCCGGCCUGCGCGGGCCCACGGGCCAGAAGCUGGUGCGCUUCGGCGACGAGGACAUAACUUGGCAAGAUGAGCACUCGGCCCCAUUCUCCUGGGAAACAAGGAGUCAGAUGGAGUUCAGCAUCUCUUCUUUAUCCAUCCAGGAGCCUGGCACGGCCACCAUGGCCAGUGAGCCCAGGCCAGCGGCCAAGACUCCCCAGGGCUCUCAGGCUGUCAAGCCCCCCCAGGGCAGCAGGUCCUCUAGCCUGGAUGCCCUGGGCCCGGCCCGGAAGGAAGAGGAAGCAUCCUUUUGGAAGAUCAAUGCCGAACGCUCUCGGGAGGAUCCUGAGGCAGAGUUCCAGUCUCUGACACCAAGCCAGAUCAAGUCCAUGGAGAAGGGGGAGAAGGUUCUGCCAGCUUGCUACCGCCAGGAAGCCCCCACAAAAGACAGGGAGGCCAGGGCUGCACCCCAAGAGCAGCGAGCCCUUCCCAGUGAGAGCAUGGAGCAAGAGGCACCCCAGCCUGUGCAGGUCCCUGCUAGCUCACUGCCUAAAGCCACCCCCACCAAGCCCCCAGAGAAGCCACCAUCUCCUGCCACCCAGCAAGAUGAAGAGGAUGACACUCUGUUCUCAGAGCCUGCACUGGCACAGGUCAGCUCAAGCAACAUCCUCUUGAAGACUGGGUUUGAUUUUCUGGACAACUGGUAAACAGUGCUCCUCAGAAACACACAGCCAAGAGCCCCAACAUUCGCCACUGUGGCCCACUGAGGAUAAGGGCAGCUGUUUUCUCUACUCUUUUUCUUAGUCUUUUGGGAACUGGGAAAUGUUACCAGGUAUUUCCCUUUUUUGGUAAAGCCAGAUAUAUAUGCUAUUUUCAAGGAUUUGAUAACAGAAGUUUUACAUUUGGGAUUUUUAAGGACUAUCAAGAAUUUAGUAAGUCUUGUAAAAAUAAAACUUCUGUUCCCAGCUCCAUCCCAUUUUCUCCUGUAAGGAAGUUCUCUGACGAGGUGACAGAAGUCUCAAAGACAGUUCCCUCUUCUCUUUGCCGCCUACCCGCCUCUUUCAUGUGGGUUGGGUGACUGCUGGCACGUUCUCAGUUAUGACAACAUUGCUUUUGGCUGUCACUGUGGAAGAUUUGCCCUUAAAAUGCACUUGUCCAGCAUUCUGCCACCCUGUUUCCCCCUCCCAUCCCCCACUCACGAGCAGGAAACAGAUACCUUCUCUACGAGUUUUGACUCUUGUUUAAAGCAGUUGCAUGUUUGUAGUUUUUUUAUAUCAACUUCUCAUUAUUUUAUAUGUAGAUCCAGCAGCUUUUUUAGUUUUGAGUCCCCCCUGCCCCAAACCUGGAACCUCUUGUUAUAACUGACAUGUUUGGUGCCGCAGGCCCAGCCACUACAGGACACAGGGUAGUGACGAUGGGGCUGAAGAACAGGACUUUUCUAAUUCACUGUGUUGGAAACUUCCAACAUGACACUAACAGGCUGUGGCCAUCCUUUAUCCCAGAAACUAGUCAUGAAGGACUCUGCCUCAGCCAAAGGCAAGAGGCUUUCCUAAUGGCCCCAACAGCACCCUCUUUGUGGUCCUGGGAGCUCACAACAGUUGUUUCCCUUGAGCCCACACCGAGGCUAGGUGAUGCAUCUGUUCCUCACCCAGAAUCCAGUGUCCUCUGUCCUUCCCACCGCCCUGCCAUAACCCCUGGAUCACGUGUAACUGCAGGACAGGACAAGCAGAUCUAUGAGCUCUGUGCAGUGUGGUGUGCUCCUCCCUGCCCAUUCUAACCUGAAGCCUUAAUCCCUGUGACCCCACUUACGAGCGCCUGGUUUUAGUACCAAAGGGGCAUCAUCUUCUUACUGCCUGGUCAUAGGACUUUCUGAAAUAUCUUAUGGAAUAUUCUGUCUAGCACUAAGGUAAAGCACAUAGCAACCCCUGACCCCACUCACCCCCAGGAAUAUUUAAGCCAAAGUUGUACUUAGCCAACAUCAGUGUGAUACCUGCCAAUCAGCGUACAGCCCAGACUUCCCUGGUCUCUCGAGCUUGGUUUGCCUUCCUCAUUCUCCACUGUUUGAGAAGAGUUGACCUUUGCAAAGGAAGAAAGACUCCUACUGUGGCAAGAGGGUGGGCAUAGCCCAGGCUGUCACUCACUCUUCAGAGGAGUCCGGCACAGCCCCUGAGUGCCUGCCUUCCACCCCAGUACAGCAGGUUGAGUUCCAUUCUGCACAUUUUCCUUCCCUGUGGGUCUAUGUCUGGUAGUGUUGGCAUUGCAGGGAAGGGAGAAGGUGAUUCGUCCACCCUCUGGACAGAAAUUCUGAUUUUUUUUUUUACCAUGUUCUCAUAAUUUCAUUCCCUUCUGGGUUCCUCCAGUGAGAACAUGGAGAAGGGGCUGAGCACUGGGACCCUCUGGGUGAGGACCCACAGGCUGAUGGCUCUUACAGUGGUGUUUCUUAAGAGGGCCCCUCAGAGCAACUAGGAAAUCACAGGUGGGAAGACCUGGAGGGGUCCUACAGAACCUGCCUGACCUUGGCUUUGUGCCCCCACCCAUCCCUGGGCAGAGUCCCUGCUGAGCUGACUUCUUGACCCCCCCCCCCGGGAAUGCAUGGAAAUGAACCUCUGUUCUCCACCUCCUCCCUCCUCGUGUCAUGGUGGAGUUUUUAAAGCUAGGAGGUUCUGUUUUGUUUUGUUUUGUUUUGUUUUGUUUUUAAAGCUGAAGCCCGUGAAUAAUUUGGGCCCCUACUACACACCCAGGCUCAGUGCCUGGGAGGCAGCUCCAGGGCUCCCUAUCUUGCUUUUGGUGACUGCAUCUGACAGAAAGCUCCCAGGAACCCGGACUCUGUGUCUGGGUUGCCCCUGGGCCCAGCCGCUGGCCCUCUGGGCUGGGAUAUGCUGUUAGGAACAGUGGGGUCUGCCUCCUGGCCAGGUACACCCCUCCUCUCUGUCAGGAGCGGCCUUCUGUUCUUCACACCUUCCUCUCUUUGAUACAGAUUUUCCAAGAUGAUAAAUUCUUACAACUUGUAACUUGGUCAUAUUUUAUACUAUUAGCCUUUAAUAAAGCUGUUUUAAAAAAUGA
Nannospalax galili (Upper Galilee mountains blind mole rat) is the source of this 3378-nucleotide messenger RNA. It is a transcript of the gene CUNH1orf198, whose product is annotated as chromosome unknown C1orf198 homolog. Lineage: Eukaryota; Metazoa; Chordata; Mammalia; Rodentia; Spalacidae. The record is from RefSeq and is a predicted model, not a curated record. The coding region runs from base 57 to 1022 and encodes 321 amino acids. The transcript is spliced from 4 exons.